GAGCCAUAUACGUGGUGGUGUUUACAGUACGCAGAGCAACAAAAGAACAAAUAUUUUAUUCUUUGGACAAUGCUGUCGGAUAUUUGCAGUGUCAGUAUGCAAUUUUUAAUUCAGGAACUUUUAUUUCCGAUCGGAGAGAGUUUUCAUCAACUUCUGUGAACGGAUCUGCUUUCCUUCUUGAACUUUGAGCGGUGUUCUGCAAGCACAGUCAUUCUGGGUUGUUCCAUGUGAUUUCCUGCUUUACCACCUUCAUGCAACUUUCACUCAUAUUAUCGGCCACAGUUUUUGAUGAACCCUCUGAUGGUGUCAACCUUGUGAACAAGUCUAAUCACGAUGACGAAUGUAGACGAUGAAACAUCCAGAAUCCACAAAAACCCAGACAUGGUUUUAGUACUUGACUCUAAGUCAGAAAGUUUUCUUUCGGAUCAGACUCCAACACCCAUAAGAUUAAUUCAAAAAUGUGAAGAAAUUGGCCUUUUCAAAGAUUUCCAAAAUGUCAACCCGUUUGAGGAGACUUUUCGCAAAGCAGCAGAAGAUAUACGGUCUGGCACAACACCAGUGGAAAUGUCAAGUUUGUCACUUCCAAAUAAUGCAGAUGAUUCUUUGCACACUCCGCAUGUUAUAUUCCCACUUCCAAAUGGAUUGAAUAGAAGAAAAGCUCUUUCUCCCAGAGAUGAUCUUUCUAUUUCUGAUCCACUUUGUUUAUCAUUGGACAAUGACGAGGCAGACAAAAUGGUUGUUCAACAAGAGGCUGACACGUCUGAGGAGGCACAGAUGUCUAAUUUAAAUGUAACUGGUCCCUGUGGAGAUGAAGAAUCGUCAUUUGGAGGAUCUAUCCAGUUUCUUUUGCGAAUGCCAAAUGGCAAAAUGUUACAACUUUCUUCACAUCCUGUUGAACAGAUGGAUAACAUCCCCCAAACUAGCUCCAAAGAAAAAGACAUUCCAUUAAUUAAGGUUGAUUCCUCUUUCCUCAAGGCUGUAGAAGCAGGUGCAAAGGAAGAUGGUCCUAAUCUAAGCUCUGCUGUGAAUUUAAGCUCUGCUGUGAAUGUUUUGGAUAGCAGUGCUAUUGGAGCUGCUCAGUAUGGAACCUCUGUUCAAAAUGCACCAAACAAGGUUUCAAGUAUCAGCUCAAACCAACCUAAACAGAACUCCAUAAGAAUUCCCGAAGCGCAAGAAACUGAUCAAAUUUCUAAAAUGUCCCUUGCUAAACAGAAAUUAAAACAAGCAUUAAUGAAAAACACCUGUCCAGCUACAUCAAGUGUAACAUCAAGUCUAGCAUCAAGCACUGUUCCUCCCCCUCUUGUUAUGCUGCCAGAAUAUGAGACUCAGACAGUACAAAGUAGAAGACCAUCCAGCCCAUCAGAUGAUGGGACCAGUCAAGAUAAUGUAAGUCAUGAUGCAAAUUCGAUGGAUGAAAAGCGAAGGAGAAACAGGGCAGCAGCAAUGCGGUGCAGAGAGAAGCGGAAAACCUGGGUAAAAGAACUGGAACGAAGAGCAAAUGAUAUGAUGAGAACAAAUGGACAGUUACAGCACGAAGUUUCAAUGCUUCGAGAUGAAGUUGCUCAACUCAAAACUUUACUUCUUGCUCAUCGAGAUUGCCCUGUUACUCAAGCUCUUGUUGAAGGAAAAGCUACUCUUCCCUUAAAUAUACCAGGUACCUACUUGGCUACAUCCAUUUCAGAGGCGUCAUCACAAAACUCCAACCAAUCCCCAAGCAAGGAGCAAAAAUAUUCACCUUCUACUGUGGUCUUCCAGUCAUCUGGCAUUGGCAAUGCAGUCAAACCACGAAUUCUACUCAGUGAUCCCCCUGUUAAGCGGAAACGACUAAACUCUUCCACAUCUGUUAGUUCUCCAACUGCUGUUUCUGUUGUCACUUCUCCUCCUGCAGUAUCCACAGUUCAUACUGUGGUCCUUCCCUCAAAGGGCUCAAAUAUUCUGAAUCCAGGUUAUGUAAACUUACUACCAAGUGUGGUUGUUGCUAAUCCUACAAAUUCAUCUGGUAGCACUUUAGGACAGCAGGUCAUUUAUCCACAACUUCUUACAUUACCUACAAUUGCUCCAAAGCCUACUCUUAAUGUUGUGACAUCACAGCAACCCUAUAUUUUACCAAAGGGGAGGACAACAAACCUUAAAACCAAAACUGCCCCUAACUUACUGGGUAAACCUCCUGUCCUAAGACAAGCAAAAUCGGAGAAAAAGUUUCGCUCAACUCACUUCUUAUCUACAAAUGUAAUAAAAAUUAACCCAAAUGUAGUUGAUCGUGACACAAAUGAUAGUGAUAUAGAGAUCCUUGAUGUUAAAUAGGUCCUGGAUCGUAGCUCAAUUCAUUCAAAAGGCUGACAUUUAUAGAGAGCGCUUCUGUAGGGUAAUUUUGUGCCAAUAGUUAUCUUCUUCCUGGUUUGUCUUUAGAAAUACUAGAGCAUUUGCGAGCAAUGUUUCAAAUGUAAUAAAUAUCCAUAGGAUGACUGUUUUGUCAGCUGUAAAAAGAAAACGAUAGAAAAUAUCCACAAUUCAGAAGAAGCAUGUGAUUGUAUCUUUGAAUUUUGUGAUUGUGGGCCUUACUUUUAUUGUGAGUGUGGGCUUCACUGAUAAUUGUAAGAGUUGCCUCGUCAACAACUUUCCAAACAAAACAGAAAACUUACAAUCCUUUUAGUUUCAAGAGGUGAUGAAUAGUUUUUUAUUCUUUAUUCCAUGGCUAGUGAUUUUGUGGUUUAGAUGUGUAUUUACUUAGCUGUAUCCGCUCGUGUCGCGACGGGCAAUGAACAUAUCUUUCUUGUGUUUUCUAAAUUUUCAUUUUAAUUCAAAUUUUUUAUUUAGAUAUGUAUGUUAUUACUGUUAUAGUAUCCAAUGCAUAGGAUCAAAUAUUAACUGUAUGAUUUACCUUCAAAAUAUAGAACAGACUCUUAAAGCUUUAAGAAUCCAUGGAACUAUUUUACUAUAUUUUGAUUUUUUUAUUUAGUUUUAACAGAUGAUGCUUAGACCUGUGUUGUCUUGUGAUAGGGACUGUGCAGCCUUGCAGGAUAGUUCAGAAGUGUUUUUCUUCCUUUCAUUGCAUGGAAGAAUCAUGAUAAAGUAUAUUUUGUGGGUGAAGGAAAAUUAUUUCAUCUUUGGCAUAACGCUGAAGAACAAGUAGUUAUGAUGUGACACAAACCUUUGCUGGUAGUUUGGGUUCCAUUCAAGUCAUGUCAUAGGACAAGUAGUGUUUAUUUCUUUCUAAAAGAAUUUAUAUCAGUGAUAAAAAGGUAUUUGUUUUCUCAAAAUUUGUUAGCUUCUUUUUCUAUUUAGCAUAUCCGUGAUUGGAAGAUCCUUUAUUUUUUGACCACUAACUUUUGGUUUAAUGUUUAUUCCUGUCUUAGUUUGAUUUGUUGUUACAAAAUGAUUACCUUUAUAUCUCGCUUCUCUGGGUUUUCCUGGACGUAUUUAUUGUUAACUGUUACUUGUCAGAUAAUAAAAAGAUUUUAUUUGGAA
Thrips palmi is the source of this 3468-nucleotide messenger RNA. RefSeq names its product cyclic AMP-dependent transcription factor ATF-2 (gene Atf-2). Gene Ontology annotation, molecular function: DNA-binding transcription factor activity, RNA polymerase II-specific; cAMP response element binding. Gene Ontology annotation, biological process: regulation of transcription by RNA polymerase II. The record is from RefSeq and is a predicted model, not a curated record. NCBI's taxonomy places the organism in Eukaryota, Metazoa, Arthropoda, Insecta, Thysanoptera, Thripidae. Bases 334 to 2304 code for a protein of 656 amino acids. The transcript is spliced from 11 exons.